AUGGCGGGACUCGCAGCAUCGGUGCGACUGAGCCACAGGGAGGCCUUGCUGGACAAUCAGCUGGAGGAGCUGUUUGCGCAGCGUCCGCACCGGGCUCGAGCGGCUGAGGCUCUGCGGCGAAGCCUGGCAGACCUGCCCUCGAACUCCUCAGGUGGACAGCCGAUCACAGCCUUGAUGACGCGGACGAGCCUGAAGAAGGACGAGGAGAAGCUUGGGAACGAGCUUUGGUCCGACCUGGCACCCAGCUCCGGUUUUCUGAGGCCCUUCUCCGACCCGAACUCAACUUGGACGCCGGUGCUCCGAGCCUGGCAUGGAUUCAAGGCCAAGGGAACGGAGCUGUUCGUCUUAGUUUCGAUAUUCAUCACCGGAGCUGGACUCAGCGAAUUCUUCCCGCUUCUGAACGUCGUCCAGGGCUUCCCUUGGCCGAGCUGGUUUGGUUGGUUCUUCGACCUUCUCUGGUGGCUUUUCCGAAUCGAUGUCAACGGACCCAAGUGGAAGCCACCAGUGAAGGGCGAGAAGAUGGGAGCUGUGUCCUUUCAUAAGUUGGCCGAUGAACGUUGGGAUGUGAAACUUCCCAGCUUCUUCCAAGACUAUGUAACUGGCGAGCGCGUCCCUUCCUGGGAGGACCACUUCCGUCACGCCACGGGUAUCAAGAUCAUUGAUUUCCUGGUCAGCUCCAUGCGCGCCUUCGGCUUCGAGCCGAUCGAGAUGCUCCGUGCCACGGAGCCCCGCUUCGCCUUCGACUCGGAGGGCCUCACGGAACUCGCUUGGCGUGGCUUUCGCCAGUUCGGCCCGACGGACAUCAAGUUUGCGUCGAAUGGCGUUUGGGGCAUCAAGCUGGUGGAGGAUCUCAUGGAGAAGUACGGCACCAAGGGUGAGGUUUUAGGCCCCUUGAUGACCGACUCGGCCUUCUCAGCUCACCUCACUUACGACGGAGAACUCUAUCACAUCGACAUGUCGGCCCUGGAGCCCUACGAGCCCAUCCCCGGCUACGCGCGGCUGGGUGGCCGUGCCGCCUUCAGGGCCGAGAAGGGACGGCUGAAAGCCGUCUUCAUGUCCUACAACGGCAGCAACUACACGGACUUCGAGGAUCCUCACUCGGAUGAGAUGUACUCGAAGUCGAUUCGCUACGGCUGGCGGAUGGCGGAGGCUUCCAUCAUUGCUUCCCUGCUGUCGAUGACGAACCUGAUCCUCCAUGUGAAGGAUCUCCAUCUCGAGCUUUCAGCCAGCUUCCAGGUGAUAACCGUCGAUGCCUUCGCCAAGAAUCCGACGCACCCGAUUCGCCGGAUGCUAGAUCCUUUCAUCAGCCGCAGCGUACAAGCCACCAACGACAACUUCAAGCUUCUUUUUGAGUACAAAGCAGCUGAUUUCAGCUUGGCGCCGCUGCCGACCUCGGAGCAGCUGAAGCUGAUCGAGGAUUUCAUCGAAACCCGUCCUCUGAACUUGGCGGACAUGGACAUGACGCGCUAUGGCACACUUCGUGGGAUGAACGCCAGUGUGUCCUCCAAGGAGGCCGUGGAUGACCCGGACGUUUGGAGCUGGCGGUGGCAUUACCGAGCCCUCACCGUGCAGAAUCUUUACGACGAGCUGCUCCAGUGCUGGCUUGAUGUUCACUUCCCAGGCAGUGCCGAGGAGCAGGACCGGCAGAUACGCGAGGACCCGGAUAUCCAACACUGGUGGUCAGUCAUGGUGAGGCAACUGCGCCCCCUGCGCCGUGCCAUCGGUACAGCCCCGGACUUCGCAACGGCCGCACCGACAAGCCGAGGUCUGCGGCAGACUCUCCGCACGAUCCUGGUCUGGGUGUCGUGGAUUCACGAGGACGUGGGGCACUCUGCGGCAUCCUACGUCUACAACCCCGUGUAUACGCCGAUGUGUGUGCCAGAGGAUGGUUUGGGUGUUCCCGUGAUUUCCUUCGCCUGGAACACGGCGGCCUACCGCGGCUUUGUCUUCCUCGAGAGGGCGACUCUCCUGGAGGACCCUCCGGGCUUCUGGUUCGACUCCGUGGAAUGUCAAGGGCUCUGGUGGUGGCGACAUUGUGCAGCGCCCAGUGGAGACAAGUCCCUGGGCUGCUUCACCCGCUUCCAGGAGAAGUUGCGGAAGCUCGGAGAGGAGGACAAGGCCUUCUCCGAAUGUGAGAAGAACGGCUUCUACAGUUGUGCCGGGCGGGUUGAGACGGCGGUUUCCAGCUGA
Messenger RNA from Symbiodinium sp. CCMP2456, 2190 nucleotides. The record is from the annotation of a GenBank genome assembly. NCBI's taxonomy places the organism in Eukaryota, Dinophyceae, Suessiales, Symbiodiniaceae.